GCGACGGUGCGGGCGGCGGCCGGCGGCUCUGUUUGUGCCCAUGCCCUCUCGCGAAGCCGAAGGGCGAUGGCAGAAGCAGGCGGCCGUGCCCCCCUUGCCCCGACGCCGCCUAGCCAUGGCAGGCACCUGGGGGAGCUGGGCGGCAGCACUCAAGCCUCGCAGCGGCUCUUGGCGUAUAGCGACGCGCUGUUCUCCAUCAUCGCCACCGUUAUGAUUUUACCUGUGGCACAUACAAAGGUACAUCCAGAUCAGAAACUUGGAGAAAGUGUCCAGCAGCUCCUAGCCACCAAAAUUGCUGUUUAUCUGAUGACCUUUUUAAUAGUAACGGUUGCCUGGGCAGCUCAUGUCAGACUUUUUCAGGUGAUUGAACGCAUUGAUGAUGUACUUGCCCUUGCAAAUUUGGGAUGCAUGAUGAUCAUUACUUUUUUGCCAUAUACGUUCUCCUUAAUGGCCUCUUUUCCUGGCGUGCCGUUCGGCAUUUUUAUGUUUAGUAGCUGUGCUGUUGUAAUUGGUGUUAUCCAGGCAAUCAUUGUAUUAUAUGGCUUCAAACAUUCAUAUUUACUGAAUCAUCAGAUACAGGAAUCUGAAAACAAGGCAUUUUAUAAAUACCAUAUCUUAAAGAUUAUCGUGAGAGGGCCAACACUGAGCUUUUUGGCUGCCAUCUUUUCAUUCUUCUUCAUCCCAUUGUCAUACGUGUUUCUUGGGCUUGUUGUUUUUUUCCCCCAUCUCAGCCACCUAACCAGAUGGUUUAGAAGCAGAGUUCUUGGUCAAGAAGAGGAAGUCCCUGUAGAGUAUGUUACUUCUUAUUUUACGGAACCCCUGAGUAAGGAACGGGUGGAAACUUUCAGUGAUGGAGUUUAUGCAAUUGUUGCAACUCUGUUAAUUCUGGAUAUAUGUGAAGAUAAUGUUCCUGAUGAUAACAAGGUUAAAGAGAAAUACAGCGGUCAUCUUGUUGAAGCACUGAGAGAAUAUGGUCCAGAUCUCCUUGCCUACUUCGGAUCGUUUGUAACCAUUGGCCUUCUCUGGUUUGUCCACCAUUCACUCUUCCUCCAUGUGACAAAAGCCACUCGACUGAUGAGCCUCCUUAAUACCCUGUCUUUGGCUUUUAUUGGUGGACUGCCUCUUGCCUACCAGCUGACCAGUGAGUUUGUUGAUAAGUCUUACAACGAAAUAGAAGCCAUUCAAGUUAGCUGUGUCACCAUUUUUUUUGCAAGCAUCUUCCAGUUUGGCAUAUGGAUUGCUGCGUUGUUCCACGAAGUUGAGACGUUGCAUCCUUUUGCUAGAUAUGGUGGCAAAGAACAUGCCUUCAUGUUUGCAAAGCUUUCUCUCUACCCCUGUGUGAGCCUUGCAGUCUUCUUCCUGACAUGUGUUGUGAGCGAGCUAAGUACAACUAUUUUUCACCUCACACAGAUAAUUGUCCCAUUUGCUUUUCUUGCAUUGCGCAUCUUUGUCAGAUUUGGUUUGGUGAUAUUAAACUUUAUAAUGUCACUGGCCAGACCAAGGAACAAUGUUUUGGAAGAAGAGGAAGAAUGCUUAUCCCCGGCUGAAACACUAUCAUAGCUUUCCUUGCACUUUACAUGGAAAAUCAAGAUAUUGCUAUGACUUGGAGAUUGCUGGACUCAGCUACAGUUGAAUUGUUCCUUUCUUCAGAGAUUUUCACCUGUAACUUUUAUUGCGGACUGGCAUUUGGAUCAGUGAGUUGGCUAGAAUACCUACCAGCUCACUAGCCUCACUGAUCAUAGAUGAUUAGUUGUGGAGAAAUCAUAGGAUCCUUGGGAGAAAAUAAGGGCAUCAGCAGUUUCUUGGGAAGUGCCAUUUGUCAUAGCCACUGAAGGCGAUAAUAUGAAUGUCCUUAUCCAUUCCAUGGCAAUUAAAUGACCUGGAGGAUGUAUUAAGCUGUUAUAUAAUUCCAUGUGUGUCUUGAGUUGUAACCCUAACAGCUGCUAUCUGAUAUAUGUAAUCUAGCAAAUCAGUGUAAAGUAACAUGACUAGCUAAACAAAUGAAUUGUGACUCAACAAAUUACUAUCAAGUGUAAUACAAGAAGUAGUUUGUUCAACACUGACAACGUGUAAAGAAACCUGUUCGUUCAGGAUGCUAAAUAUUUAGAGAAUGUUUAGAAAGGGUUGGCUGUCGGUAUAAUCAGAGUUUGCUGGAAGUAGAACCUGAUGAGCGGAUACAUAUGAUAUGGGCUUGUCCCGCAAUUGCCUCAUUUGGAUUUAAUAGCCAUAAAUUUAUUAAUAUGGUUUUUGGAAAAUAAAUUGAUAUUGCUGUGACGCUGAAUUACUGUAUAUCCCAGACAUUUGGAACUUACCAGUAGACGAAGAGCUUUAGAUUUAUGAAGCAAGGAAGAUUACUCUAUUAUGAUGGGAAAAUGUGCCACCCUGAACUUACUACAAGGCUUGAUGAUACGUGUUCACUCUGCUCAUGAAUUGACUUCCUAUGGAUGUAAUGGAAAGACCGAUUAAUAUUACUCCACAUCCUCAAGAUUAAAUGCUGUAUUUAAAACUGAUCUCUUUUCUAUACAUGUGGUAACAUGUUUGUCCUUUUACUUUCUUGGUUUGUGUUCACUUUCCAUUCCCCCCCCCAAUUUUGUAUAUUAAAACAAAUACAAACCUUAAAAAAAAGAUGCUAUUUGAUGCUAGAGCCUUGAAACAUAAUCCUUUGCAAGCCUCAUGCUGAUUUUUGAAGAAAGUUGGCUCAUAGCAUACAGCAGACGUGAAGUAUUUUUCUAGCCCUGUUUUGUGUCCUUUUUCUUCAACAUUAUUUUCCUCUGUUCCACUUAACAAAGUUGCUUUCAAUAUCAAGCCAUUGAGAUUUUGGCUACUCUGCAAGGUGGCCGGUUAAUCCUUAAUAUUGUCCUUAACUUGAUAUGAGAAUUUUUGCACUUGAUACUUGGUGUAGUUUCUCAAUCGAAACUCAGCAUUACUCCUCUCAAAAAAAUAAUAAAUAGUGGAACUUCUUCAAAAGCAUUACAUGGGCAAGCUGUGAAGUAGCUUCUGUUUUCUGUCAGCAGUGCACUAUACUAUAUAAAUGUAAAAUGAACUUAACAAUACUUCACUAACCUGUGUUUGAGAGAUAUGAUACAUUUGCUUUGGGAUAGGUUGAAUUGCAGCAUAAAAUAUUAAGAUCCAACUAUAGUCCCUGAAUGCUGUUUGAUCCUUUAUUAUUUGACCUAUGUGUUAAUUGAAUUGAGUCUUAUUUUUUUUAUUAAAUCUGUUGCAUUUAUUAAGAGUUGGUAUCUUGUAUCAUUUCAGUGUUUCUUUUCAAAAUGUCUUUGUAACUAUUUCAAAUAAAACCUGUUGCCCAAGCAUGGGGAGAAAGAGAA
This is a messenger RNA of Candoia aspera, 3326 nucleotides long. It is a transcript of the gene TMEM175, whose product is annotated as transmembrane protein 175. The record is from RefSeq and is a predicted model, not a curated record. Gene Ontology annotation, molecular function: proton channel activity; potassium channel activity. Bases 67 to 1560 code for a protein of 497 amino acids. The transcript is spliced from 10 exons. Lineage: Eukaryota; Metazoa; Chordata; Lepidosauria; Squamata; Candoiidae.